AUGGAUGCAAGCACAAGCAGGGCGUAUUCCCGAGUUGGGAAAGGAAACCCCCGUCUUUCCUCAUCCCCGGUCGUGAAAGAGGUGCCUCUCGAAGAGAUAUUUGACUGGGACCUCUACUGCGAGUCCACCGGGGAGCUAGAACCUUCCCGCUUCCCCGGCUAUCAGACCCCGGGGGAUUUGUCCAAGCUCAUAACCCAAUUCACUCCCACAUCUUUUGAUCUUGAUAACUUUGCCAUCGAUGACCUUCGAACAGAGUUUUACAGAAUGAAAGCUCCGUUCCGGUCUGAUGAUGACACGGCCACCACUUCCGACUACUCGGGACACUCCCCCCCAGAGCUGAUCCAAGGCGGAGGGAGCACUUCUCCUUCGGACCACUCUGGAUCUGUCUUUCUCGAUCACGCUGAAGAGCGUCCCCACCCUUCUGAUGUUACCCUUCAAGAAGUCCAAGCCCAGGAUGACGAGUGGACGUAUCCCCAGACUGACCUGGCCAAGGCUGUCCGUCGCGGAUAUCCAUCUCAUAUCCACCUUCAGCAAGACUAUGCUGGCCUCCAGACAAGCACGUCCGCUGGAACAAAGCGUCGACGCUCCAGCAAAGACGUCGAGAAGAGACCCAGACAGUUGGUCGACCCUGUACAGACGGCAGACGUCCGGAAGAGUGGGGCGUGUGUGCCAUGCCGAGUAACCAAGACCAGGUGUCAUGACAGCGGCGUUUGUCCCACGUGCAGAAAGGCGUUCCCAAACCAUUCUCAUCUGGUAUGCACUCGCAUGACUCCUGCAAUGGCCUGGCCAGUGAUGGGCAAGGUUCCAGACUUCUGGUCCAGCGUUGCUGCAGAGGAGCAGUAUCUGUGCUCUGGGCCGCGAUUUUACACCGGGAGCCCUAGAGAUAUUUCCAUCUUCUUCAGCAAGGACACCACUUCGUCAUCCUUGCAUGCCACAGUUCAGGCUUACAGGUCCACCAACAACCACGACGAGGUUGGCAGCCCAAGGACGAUUGCCUUCCCACGGGAGAAGGUACCAAGUCACCCGAAGCUGCAGCGAUGGGUAGAAGACCAGAUCAAGCGUGAGCAUGGCCCACAAUUCAGCCAGGUCUUGCAGAGCUUCUUGUUGGCCUACUCCGGAGAAGGUCUUAGAAAGCUCCCCAAGUAUGAUUUGGUCAGAAAAGUCCACAAGAUGAACUGUUUCUUCAGAAUCUGGAAGAUGCCAUCGUUUUGGUGCAGGGACCCAUCUAAGAAGAUCGUCAUCCUUCCAGUUUCGGUCCAGGCUCAGCUGCGCAGCAUUGCAAGGAAGGCACUGGACCUGUUGGAGUAUGAUGUCUUGAAGAUGUUGGAUGAAUGCCUUAGCCAACAAGGCUCACCCAAGGCGGAGGAGAGAGUGGCUAUCUGGGUGAGCAUGUGGCAGCUUAUGCUCAUGUACCGUGAGCUCUUGGCGGCGUACAAGAUCCAUUUGAGCAACAUGAUGCAGGACCCAAGCUCGCCAGACGAAUUCAUCAGCUCUCAGACACACCAGUAUCAGCGCUUGAUUGACAACUUUUACCCUUUGCUUGCCAUCUUUUACCAUUACCAGUUUCGCACAAAGAAGAGCAUCGAGCUUUCAUUCGACUGGCUAGACGGUAUCUCCUCUUCAUAUGUCCCACGGGAAGAUAAAGACCUCAUUCGGCGCCUCGGACAUCAGUUGGUCGCGUCGAGAAAGGACUUGCACAGCUAUAUCCAGUCCACAAAAGACAUUGACCAAGUAGACAAUAUGCUCUGGACUUUCGUUGUGGAGCACGAAAUCAAGAAGCUCAAUGCGCGGAAGAGAAACACAAAGGGAUCAACAUCCAAAUCAAAAAAGUCGCAUCAUUUUGAUGAUGAGUACGACGACGAGUGA
Messenger RNA from Pochonia chlamydosporia 170, 1866 nucleotides. RefSeq lists its product as hypothetical. NCBI's taxonomy places the organism in Eukaryota, Fungi, Ascomycota, Sordariomycetes, Hypocreales, Clavicipitaceae. The transcript is spliced from 6 exons. The coding region runs from base 1 to 1866 and encodes 621 amino acids. The record is from RefSeq and is a predicted model, not a curated record.